Molecule: messenger RNA, 291 nt
Organism: Aphanomyces invadans
Lineage: Eukaryota; Oomycota; Saprolegniomycetes; Saprolegniales; Verrucalvaceae
Exons: 1
Coding region: 1-291 (96 amino acids)
Source: RefSeq, a predicted model, not a curated record
AUGGAAGAUGAAGACAACUACGCCAUGUUCCUCGACUUUUCCAAGGCAUGCGACAAGGUUGAGCAGUACUUACUGUUCGAUGUGGUGGUCGAAAUGAACCUGGGGGAUAACUUCAUAGCCUGGUUUCGUCUGCUCUACAACUCGCCGGUGGCCAACAUCAUGUUCAACGGCACGAUGAGGCCGACCAUCCUCCCGAUUCGAAUGUCAAGCAAGGCUCCCCCUGUCAUACCUGCUAUAUGUGUUCUACCUAGGGCCCCUGAGCGGCAUGAUACGGCGUCACACACACCUUAA